Molecule: messenger RNA, 2511 nt
Organism: Symbiodinium sp. CCMP2592
Lineage: Eukaryota; Dinophyceae; Suessiales; Symbiodiniaceae
Source: the annotation of a GenBank genome assembly
AUGUGUGAGCGUGCGAUGGGCAACCAGGGCCAGUAUGUUGCGGCAGGCAAUUUGCUUUGGCUGGACGUGCUCAGAAGUCCUUCGCCAGGGGUUCCACUCAGCUUCCGCACCGUUCAGGAAUUGGCGGACUUCCGGUGGCCUGCGGACCAAGAACCCAGUUUCGCACGCGUGUUACUGCAAGUCGUUGGGCCAGUCCCGGGUCAUGUACCGGCUGUCCCCCAGGCGUUGCAGACGCUGACUCCCGAGGGCUACGUGCAUUCAAUGCUGCAUGCAUGCGCCAGGCAGCUGCCACACCACAAGAAUCGGUGGUCCCUCAUCCUGCGAUCCGUGCCCUUGUGCUUUGUGAAGGAACCCGAAGAUGAGUGGAUCGCAAGCUGGAACAAUCGCAAUGCCAUCGCUCAGGAUUUUGAGUCCUUAGGAAGAACAGCAUUUCAGAUGGCCCAAGAGAUGAAGCUGCUGAAGAAGCGUUUGGAGAAGGAGGCGAACAGAGCAUUGUCAAACACAGGUUUUCAAACGCAAAUCAAGGAGUCGGGCCUCAAGAAAGCAAGCAGCCAAGAUGACCUGUCGACGAAUCUCAUUUGCACCGCACUUGCAGUGGCUGAGAAACUGACAGGCGAGGAAGUGCUGACAACAAUCAGAGAUUUGGAAGACAGGUAUGGCAGAGGCAGUUGCCUGAAUUCCAUGCAGAAGCUGCACGCAUUGGCGACAAAGACAACUCCAGCCAAAAGGAGCUUUAUCUUCCAAGCUCUACGGGACAUGAUUUUCCGCAACAUGCUUGAAAAUGAUGAUGUCAGCAAGUCUUUCCUGGUGGGGGACGGGCACAAUACAUGCGGUUUCAUUGCCCUGACAGAACUGAAGCUGGACUGUUUGGCCCACUUCAAGGCGGUGGUCUUACCCCGAGCCCAGAUCCGUGAACAGGACCGCGUCGUCAUUGGAGAAGCAUUGCUGGACCAUACGACAUAUAACAAAAGAAUGCUGGGUGAUGACGUGGCUUGGCAGGGCAUGCUGCUGGAGUCGAGCAUGCAAGCCCUCAGAUUUUUAGCCCUGAAAGAGAAGUGGGGCCAAAUCGAGCAGCUGAGAACAAACGAGCUUGCAGAGGAGAAGGUCAAGCUGCGGCGCGAAGCCGAGCCCGAGGAAACGCCGGAAGACCCAGACCACGGCACGGCCCUGGCACAAAUGCGGAAGCCAGCAAGCAAUUUCACGGAGGAGAGCGAAGGCUACUGGUUGGCGGUGGCGAAUGAGAUGGUGAGACGUUUUGUCAGUUUCAUGGUUUUACCUGAGACACAAAAUCAAAUGAUGCAGCUUGUAACACAGUCCGUGCUCAAAGACGUGGAGGUGGUGGCAGGCUCUACGUGCUGCUGCUUGUGGAUGGACAUGGACCUCCUGGGUGAGUCGUGCGGUGGUCCACUUGCACAGCGCGGCUUGCGUCGUUCAAAGCCCUUCGAGGUAGGCACGUGGAAGUCGCUUCUUCAUGGAGCCCUCCUCGCACGCGGAGCGCAGCAGAAAAGCGAUCAGGGUGAAGCGCCAGUGCCGUGCGAGACAGACAUGGUGCUCAUCCACUCAGGUGGACGGCCGGACAUUCUAACAUCCGCACGGCAGAUGUUCCGUUUGGAGAAGAGCAAGCAAGUCGUGAACACGGAUGCUUGGGAGAAGAAAAUCGGAGUUGUUUUCAAUGAAGAAGGCAUUCGGCAACGAAAGAAGCGCAUCAAAACCAGCGACGGCUACAGCCAGCAAACGGAUGUGUUUGCGUACACACAGAAGGGGUGUGUGCCAGAAACCUUUCCUGAACGACGCAGGAAGCACUACAGCGGGUAUAACACGGGCGACGUCAUCGGUUGGGUUGACUGCGUUGGAUCAGACGACCUGUGGGUGACCAGCAGGCAGGAAAAGGAACAAAUUCUCGGACAAAGGGGGAUCCUCAAGUUGAGCGACAAGGAGAAGAUUAGCCUUCUGCAAGACACGAAACUGGGCGAGGAGGUGAGCACCGUGGAGUCUGUCUUCCCGUCCGCAAAGUUGCCCACCAAAUUCCAUCUGGAGACACUCUGGUCGUACUGCGUGUCCUGCGCAAUAGAUUUCACACCCGGGCAGGGUGAUUUCCUGCGAGCCUGUGUGGAGUCGAGGACGCCCGUCCUAUGCUUUGGUCUGACAGAGACGCACAACAAGUGUUUGGAAGAGCAUCUGACAAAAUGGGUUGUGAAGUGCAUGGCGACAGAGGGAAGUAGUCUGCACCGCAAAAAUGCCAAGGACGUCCUUGAGAAUCUGAAGAAGCGCCCGCUCCAUGCUGGCGCUGACAAUGGCAAGACCAAUACCGAGGACGAGCCCACAGAGAAGAAGCCCAAAAACGGAGAGCCGAAGACCAAACCGAAGCCAAAGGACUCCAAAAAGAAAGACAAGUCCUCUGAGAGUGUCGAGUCCGCCAAGAAGACUAAGAAAAAGGGCAAGAAGAGCAAGAAAGCUACCAAAAAGAAGAAAGAGGAGAGCUCCUCGUCUUCCAGUGAGGAGCCAUGGUAG